This is a messenger RNA of Glossina fuscipes, 996 nucleotides long. Its product is annotated as mpv17-like protein 2. NCBI's taxonomy places the organism in Eukaryota, Metazoa, Arthropoda, Insecta, Diptera, Glossinidae. Bases 261 to 851 code for a protein of 196 amino acids. Gene Ontology annotation, biological process: mitochondrial ribosome assembly. The transcript has a single exon. The record is from RefSeq and is a predicted model, not a curated record. Gene Ontology annotation, cellular component: membrane; cytoplasm.
AUUAAUCUUGGCAAUACUGUCUACUAACUUGUGACAAUGUGCUCAUUUUGACAAUCGAAAUAUUUACGAAGCCUUCGUAAUUUUUGAAAUAAAGAAAAUUAUUAGUGAAAAAUUGUAAAUUGUACUAGGCGGAGUUUUUGUUGGCGCACCUAAGGUGUGACAAAUCGGCCCCAUUUGACGACGGCGUAAUUAAUAAAAUUUAUAUCGAUUAUAAUAAUUAUACAAUAGGAUUCCGUGCGCCGUCCUAAUCGUAGAACGAAAUGUUGAUCUUGCUGAGAUCAGCAUGGAAAUCAUUAGCCAGAAACAACACAGUGCGUGUUAUCAAAAGUCUUCAUUCUCAAGCGUUUAGCAGCAAAUAUUUACUGUUUACCAAUAUGGGUAUAUCCUGCGUUCUGGGUGCUGUGGGUGAUGUCUUGGAGCAAAAUUAUGAGAUCUAUGCGGACGAGUUAAAAGAAUGGAAUCCUAUACGAAGCCUUCAUAUGGGUAUAUCUGGCUUGUCAGUUGGCGUAGUGUGUCAUUAUUGGUAUCAAUAUUUGGAUACUCGUCUACCUAAUCGCACUUUCAAGGUAGUCCUCCAAAAAAUCUUCUUAGAUCAAGUAAUUGGCUCGCCCAUAUAUAUAACUUGCUUUUUUAUAACGAUGGGUCUGCUAGAAAAAAAAGCCAAUCGAGAAAUAUGGGACGAAAUGAGAGAAAAAGCCUGGAAAUUAUAUGUUGCCGAGUGGGUCGUAUGGCCUGUAGCACAAUUCGUAAAUUUUUAUUGGUUACCUACACGCUACCGUAUUAUCUACGAUAAUAUUGUGAGUUUGGGUUACGAUGUGUUUACGUCGCAUGUGAAACAUACAAAUUCGUGAAUAGAUGUCGAUGGCAUGUGAUAUACAAUAAUUUGUCAAAUUUAUUAUGUACGAAGUGAUUUUCUUUGUAAUUUAUUACCUCAACAAAUUUCGAUUGUCUAACAUAUUAAAAUAAGUAUAUUUUAAACUUUAUAUAAUACUUUAA